AUGACUGCUCAAAGAUUGAAGAUAGGUUGUGCCGGUCUAGGCCGCAUGGGCAAGCGCCAUGCCCUAAAUUUCCUGGAGCGUACCCCCAGGGCUGAGCUCGUAGCUGCCAGCUCCCCGGACCCCGUCGAGCUCGAAUGGGCUAAGAUCCACCUCGAGCCCUUCGGCGUACGCCUAUACCAGAACUACGACGACAUGCUCAAACAUGAAGGUCUAGUUGCCGUGGUAAUCGCAUCCGCAACCGCCGUCCAUGCCGAGCAGGCCAUCAAGGCUAUCGAAGCAGACAAGCAUGUCCUUUGCGAGAAACCCAUUUCCACCAGCGUUGAAGUAUCCCAAUCCGUCGUCAACGCAGCAACCCUGAAACCCAACCUCAAGGUAAUGUGCGGCUUCUCCCGACGCUUCGACAAAUCCUACCGCGCCGCCCAUAAGAAAAUGCAAUCCGGCGCAAUCGGCACUCCCUCCGUCCUCCGCAGCCAAACCUGCGACAAGCUCGAUCCAACCGGCUUCUUCGUCGCCUACGCCCAAUACUCCGGCGGCAUCUUCGUCGACUGCUCCAUCCACGACAUCGACCUCACCUUCUGGUUCUUCGGCAACUGCAAAGUCAAAUCCGUCUCGGCGGCCGGCAUCACAGCCGUCGAGCCGGGUCUGCGUCAGCACAACGACCGCGAUAACGCCGUUGGAUUGGUUGAGUUCUACGACGGUCGCAUUGCGUACUUUUAUGCGUCGCGUAUGAUGGCUGCCGGCCAGGAGGAUGUUACUGAGAUUAUUGGGACUAAGGGCAAGUUGGCGGUUAAUGCUAGGCCCGCGAUGAAUCUGGUGCAGGUGUUUGGGGGCAGUGGGGUUAGUAGGGAGCUGCCCGGGGAUUAUUAUGAUCGGUUUGAGGAGGCUUUUGUUACUGAGGCGAGGGAGUUUACGGGGGCUUGUUUGGAUGGAGGGGAGUUGCCGGUUGUGUUGGGGGAUGCCGUUAGGGCUGUGAGGAUUGGGGCGGCGUUGCAAGAGGCUUUGGUUACAGAGAGGAAGAUCUUCUUUGAUGAGGAGGGGGAGAGGGUGGAGGUUGCGAGGUUGUAG
Molecule: messenger RNA, 1065 nt
Organism: Penicillium bovifimosum
Lineage: Eukaryota; Fungi; Ascomycota; Eurotiomycetes; Eurotiales; Aspergillaceae
Product: putative NAD binding Rossmann fold oxidoreductase
Exons: 2
Coding region: 1-1065 (354 amino acids)
Biological process (GO): NADPH regeneration
Cellular component (GO): cytoplasm
Molecular function (GO): oxidoreductase activity; nucleotide binding
Source: RefSeq, a predicted model, not a curated record